AUGGGUCUCUCUGCGAGACUCCGACGUGCCCCUAUGCCACAGACUUUCCUCUUCACCCUUCCUCUGUCGACUGGCGCAUCGCUGAUAACACUUUCCCUCGUCCUUAAUAAGCUUUCAGGUCUCUAUGGGAUGAUCGCAUUACUCACAGGCUAUCACCUAUCACCUUUCCAAUUGUCGAUGUACGUCUACAGUCUCGUCUGCCUGGCCAUCACAGUUCUCCUCAGCAAGCACAUCAAGUCGAAUUCGCCAUUUCACUGCCUUGCGCUCGCGUGGCUCUACGUCCUCGACAGUCUGAUCAAUGCGCUCUACACGGCCGCGUUCGCAGUGACGUGGUUCCUUGUGCUUUUGGGAAAAGGCUCUGGACCAGGUGGAGAUACGAUCAAAGACACAAGCGGCUUUACUGAUCCGAAGCACAAUGUGAGCAGUGUGGAUGUGAUCGCCGCGCCAAACAACGACGUUGUUCCUGGUCAAGAUGCUGUCGCUGGUGGUCAUCCAGCUGAUGCGCCUCAUACUGGUGUGAAUGGCAGUGGCUUCCUGGAUAAGCAGUCUAUCAAUUCUAUUGUUGUCAUUGUUUCGCUGUGGACAAUCAGAGCUUAUUUCUGCUUGGUUAUGCUGAGCUGGGCACGGAAUGUGGUCAGACAACAUAUCGCAAUCGUCAGCGUCAGAAGCGGGCAUUAUUCGAAUGCCAAUAAGGGUUUGGCUGAGGAUCCGUUCGCAGAGAGUCAACCUGAAGGCCAAGGCUGGAAAGGCAGGCUAGGAAGAGCCAUGAUUACUAUUGGACGUACUUACUUCCUUGGGCCUGAUGCUGAUUCUGACGAUGAGAGCUGGGUACAGAAUCUUGGACGCAAAUUUGGUAGUCACAAGCACGUUGCUGGUCAUGAGGCCGGUCUGGCUGAUGCAUCUGGGAAUGGAAUAGGAAUACAGUUACAAAAGGUUGAUCAAAGACCAACAGAAAGGGAGAGGCGGAGGAGGAGUGGUACUGGACCACCACUUCCGGAGGUUCAGGCGCAAAAAGUGACAGAAGAAGAAGGAGCUGGAUUGCUAAAGGUGCCAAAUCCAUGA
Messenger RNA from Lithohypha guttulata, 1062 nucleotides. RefSeq lists its product as uncharacterized. The transcript is spliced from 2 exons. Gene Ontology annotation, molecular function: inositol phosphoceramide synthase regulator activity. Gene Ontology annotation, biological process: inositol phosphoceramide metabolic process. The record is from RefSeq and is a predicted model, not a curated record. Gene Ontology annotation, cellular component: Golgi membrane; inositol phosphoceramide synthase complex. The coding region runs from base 1 to 1062 and encodes 353 amino acids. NCBI's taxonomy places the organism in Eukaryota, Fungi, Ascomycota, Eurotiomycetes, Chaetothyriales, Trichomeriaceae.